AUGGUGUCUUUAUGGCCGACACCAGAUCCAGCCUCGAAUCGGUCAACACCCACACUGCGGACGCCGUCAACAUCAAACGUCGCUGCCUCUUCCUCUCGCAUCACCCUUGCGUCAGACGAUCAACCCUCAAGGAUACAGACACAAAGAUCGACAGACUCAGAUCCACAACCGACAUUCCUUGACGAAAGAACGUUCACAAUACGAUCCGUGGUCGAGCAGUCAUCCGGCAUCGCUGCCACCAUCCUCACCAACCCCAUCGGCGCUGCAAUCGCCGGCAUCUCCACCACCUCCCUCUGCGCCGUCCUCUGGUGGCGCUACUUCCGUCGCAUACCUAACGCUGAGUACGUCACGCCAGCCGUCCUUCGCUACCGCAAAGUGCUCGUCGGUCGAGUAGUAACAGUAGGCGAUGCGGACGGAUUCCGAUUCCACCAUACGCCAGGGAUACCCUACCUCCGCGACUGGUUCUACCCCUGGCCGCCCAAGACGAGUCGACGCAAGGGCAACGAUGGCCGAUCGAAGCUCGUAAGGGAGACCAUAUCGGUGCGCAUCGCAGGUGUCGAUGCGCCGGAAAGCGGUCACUUUGGCAAACCGGCACAGCCCUAUUCCAAGGAAGCGAAACAGUUCUUGACCGGUAUGGUGCAGUCGGCUUCUUCACCGGACAACCUGACUCCGCCCAAGAGCUCGUUCUUCUCCCGCCUACACUCGAGCAGCAGUCAGACGACGAACAACAGUUAUCCGACGAGCAGCGCUGAUCAGAUGAGCAGACUCGUCUGGCUCUACCCCUCGCACAUCGACCAGUACAAACGUCUCGUAGCCACGCCCUACGUGUGGGACGCACCAUACUUCUUGGGCAAGACCAACGUUUCCUUGGCUAUGGUCAAAGCGGGUCUGGCGACGGUGUACCGGUCGGCGGGUGCGGAUUAUGGACAUGCGACGUGGUGGGCCAAAGUGUGGCGCAAGUCAACCACCGGACUCAACGCACUAGAGAGGGCAGAAACGAAGGCGAGAAAGAAGAAGAUCGGCAUGUGGAGCCUCGGGAAGAAGUUCGAGUCUCCAGAGGCGUACAAGAAGCGUGUCAAGGGAGAGUGA
Kalmanozyma brasiliensis GHG001 is the source of this 1089-nucleotide messenger RNA. RefSeq names its product Staphylococcal nuclease (SNase-like), OB-fold. The record is from RefSeq and is a predicted model, not a curated record. Gene Ontology annotation, cellular component: cytoplasm; mitochondrion. The transcript has a single exon. Bases 1 to 1089 code for a protein of 362 amino acids. NCBI's taxonomy places the organism in Eukaryota, Fungi, Basidiomycota, Ustilaginomycetes, Ustilaginales.